GUGGGUCCGCAGGAGAAGCCUGCCCGGCAAGCGGGUGCUGGAGGUACGAGGGGCAGCCCCCUUUCGGCACCCCCAUCUGCUUGGCCGGGGGGCGGCGGCCCCCGCGCCGCUCCGCCUCCACCGACGCGCUGUGGUUUCAGGUGGGCGCAGGCGUGAGCCUCCCCGGGGUGGUGGCUGCCAAGUGCGGCGCUGAAGUGACCCUGUCCGACAGCGAGGAGCUGCCCCGCUGCCUGGGGAGCUGCCGGAGGAGCUGCCUGAUGAACGGCCUGCCUCACGUACCCGUGGUGGGGCUCACCUGGGGGCGGGUCUCCCCGCAGCUGCUCUCCCUUGCCCCCGUAGACAUUAUUUUAGGAUCGGAUGUCUUUUUUGACCCAAAAGACUUUGAGGAUAUCCUAACUACGGUUUCCUUCUUGCUGGAGAAGAAUCCACAUGCUCAAUUCUGGACUACUUAUCAAGUCCGAAGCGCCGACUGGUCGAUUGAACCUUUGCUCUGCAAAUGGAAACUGAAAAACGUCCAUGUUCCCCUACACUCGUUCAGCGCAGACAAAGAGCACUUGGCCAGCUCUUCUCUGCCAGGAAGACAUACAAUCGAAAUGAUGAUCAUCUCACUAGCAGGAUCAGAUGGUACUUAAGUUUAUUCCACUUGUUGGUUCCAGUACAAGGUGACACUCAACUGUUCACUGGAGCAUGGAUCUGCAGAAAACAGUCCUGUUUACAGCAAACCUCAUGCGCAUUUUUUGGGAAGCAGAGUCCCUUAACAGUGAUUCUUAAAACAUGCAUUGUAAAAAUAAAGCUGUUCAAUUGUUUAGCUAUGGCUUUUGAGAAAUUUGUGCUCCUCCCCAAAGACCAUCUGACAGUUCAAAGACUCAAUUCCUUUAUGUAAGCCACUACACAACAGAGCUUAACAACCUGACAGUCCACAAGAUCGAACUUGCAUUUGCAACUUCAGCUAUGAAGGAAAAAGUUAACUGCGCUCUUUCAGGAUAAAAAACAAGCCCAGAAGAUCAGUUUCCUAGGACUGAAGCUCUCUCCCAAAGAUUCACAUACAAAAGGCAGCCCCUUUUAUUUUAAAGGAAUCGUUGUAGCCUGCCGCUAGCCCUGCAGUCCUGGAACAUACAAACUCCUCAAGUUUGUAGAAAAGUACUUUUAAUCCUCGAUCACACCAGAUUGCAAGUAUUCAGAUGUUUCCAUUCCCAUUCAACAUACAUGCAUGAAGUUAACAAGGCAUUACAAUAAUAACCCUUGAUACAUGGUGGUUGAAGUUACAAUUCAUUUGGUAUCCAAAUCAAGAAAGAAA
This is a messenger RNA of Egretta garzetta (little egret), 1297 nucleotides long. RefSeq names its product methyltransferase like 23 (gene METTL23). NCBI's taxonomy places the organism in Eukaryota, Metazoa, Chordata, Aves, Pelecaniformes, Ardeidae. The record is from RefSeq and is a predicted model, not a curated record. The coding region runs from base 258 to 632 and encodes 124 amino acids. The transcript has 3 exons.